AAAAUACACUGGAUCAGAUACGAGCUCUGGCACAGUGCUCCUUCCUCCACGCCCUCGGCCCCUCUUGCGCACAACAUGCUAAGUAUGCAGCAUUAACAAUUUGGAUCUCCACUGCAGAUUAUACGGGCUUCGUUCCUGAUGCUAUAAUCUUCCUCCUCUGCUAUGCGGCACCCCUCUGUAUCUGUGUAUAACCACGCAUCUGAAUCAGACGCGAUAGCUAUGCCAGCGAUCGCUGCCGCAGAUAUGACAAUAGUGGUUGGCUUUUUAUGCACGAUCAGUGUCAGGUACAGCCAAACCUUCCCAUGCGCUCGCAUCGCCGAAUGCUGGGCAGAACUGUGGAUUCAGUUCUACCGGAUUGGUUAUCUGCAUACCAGUAACAACAAGUAUACGACACAUCCGGUGGAGAAAAGUGCAAAUCGUUCCAGGUGCUCAAAAUUGUUUUUGAUCAGUGACACGAGGGGAUGUCCUCCGUCCUCCAGCAUGCACCGUCUUAUCUUAGGGAUGUUGGUUUUUUUGUCGGGUUUCAUUUCGAGCUUACUAUCGGACCUAAAACACAUGUCCGCGCAGUCUCGGAUAUCUCAUACCUUGGAGUUCUUCCGGGUUCUACCACUCUGCGUGAUUCUGUAGGCACAACCGAUUUUGUCAGACCGGUUGGCGAAACUCCUGGGUUCUUCCGACAAGUGGCGGAUGCUCAGAAGUUGCACAGAUGCGAUCUCACGCACAUAAUUUUAUCCUGACCCUC
Suillus bovinus is the source of this 742-nucleotide messenger RNA. RefSeq lists its product as uncharacterized. Lineage: Eukaryota; Fungi; Basidiomycota; Agaricomycetes; Boletales; Suillaceae. The record is from RefSeq and is a predicted model, not a curated record. The transcript is spliced from 5 exons. Bases 163 to 627 code for a protein of 154 amino acids.